AUGUACGGGCCGGGCGCGGGUGUCGACGGGGCGCUGGCUAGGGGGGCGGGGGCGGGGAAUGAGCUGCGCGUGCGACUGCAGGGCGCGCGACGGGCAGGGACCCGUCAUUCGCCACCCCCGCCACCCCCAUACCCUCCCCCCCCCCUGCGGCACCCGCAGCAGAGGGAUGGAGGAGAAGUGGGGGGCGGGGGGGGGGGGGCUGGUGCUGCAGAUCCCCUCCCCCCCACUGCUGCACCCGCAGCAGGGGGAUGGAGGAGAAAGGGGGGGGGGGGCAGGGGGGGGCUGGUGCUGCAGAUCCCCUCCCCCCCACUGCUGCACUCGCAGCAGGGGAAUGGAGAAGAAGGGGGGGAGGGGGGGGGGCUGCAGGGAGAGAGAGAGGAGGAGGUGGCGGGUGGCUGGUGUUGCAGAAACCCCUCCUGCCACCCCCUAGGUCAGCCACCCCCCGGAACCGCACCCCUCUUGCCACCCCCUCACCCUCCAUGA
This is a messenger RNA of Closterium sp. Naga37s-1, 483 nucleotides long. The record is from the annotation of a GenBank genome assembly. Lineage: Eukaryota; Viridiplantae; Streptophyta; Zygnematophyceae; Desmidiales; Closteriaceae.